AUGAGCGAUAAUGAUGGUAUGAUACUGAAUUUUACCACCUCAGAUGAGAGUGGUUCCAACGCAACGAAAAGAUCUAACAAGAUUACAGGAGGGAGAUGGAAAGAUAGAAGAAAACUAAGAAUGGCAAUGGAUGAUAAGAAGACGGAUAGAAAAAGGUCACAUGAAGAAACUGAAAACAGAGGCAACAGCUCUAGAAUUACUGCAGACCUUUCCGAUAUGCCAAACAAAAGGAAGAAUACUCCAUCUAGUAAUCGCGGCACUAAAUUUCAAAGUACUGGAACCAAUGACGAAUUACCAAAAACCCAGGCUUUAGUGCAAUCAAAUUUACCACCUAGUAGUCAGGUUGUAUCUUCAUUAUUUACUUCUAACAGACAGAUUGAAACUUCUGUGAACUCGAAUGCACAAAAUGAAGACACGGUAGUAACUGCUUCCAAUGCUCCUUUAUUAGAUGAUUCAUUCGAAUCCUUGGGUAUAAAAGAACCGAUAUUGUCACAUCUAAUUGAGAAAAUGAGAAUAAAGAAACCUACUAGUAUCCAAAAAUUGGCUGUCCCAAAUCUUUCUUCUAAAGGUAGUGAUAAUGACCUAUUUAUUCACUCCCAAACGGGUUCAGGUAAAACACUAUCGUAUUUGUUACCGAUAUUCUCUUCUAUUUUGAAUAUGAAUGAGCGUGUUGAUCGUAAAUCUGGGUGUUUUGCUUUGAUCAUAGCGCCAACACGUGAAUUAGCGUCACAGAUUUAUCAUGUGGCCUCUACAUUGGCAAAUUGCUGCCACUAUUUGGUUCCUUGCCUAUUAAUUGGUGGGGAACGCAAAAAAUCCGAAAAGGCAAGACUACGCAAAGGUUGUAACUUUAUUAUUGGUACGCCAGGUCGUAUUUUAGACCAUCUUCAAAAUACAAAAGUUAUUCGCGAACAACUAGCAGCAACUCUAAGAUAUGUAGUUCUAGAUGAGGGUGAUAAAUUAAUGGAAUUAGGUUUUGAGGAAACUGUGAGACAAAUUAUGGAGAUAAUUCACUCUGUUGAUUUAGAUACAAAAAUGUAUCCAGCGUUGCCUCAUCGAAUAAUACGUGUUUUAUGUAGUGCAACUAUUAACGACGUCGUCAGUAAGCUAGGUAAAGUGGCACUGAAGAAUAAUAAAUUAAUAUCAAAUAGUAAUACGAAGGGCAGCUCAGAGAAAGAGGAAACUACUCAAGUAGCACCAGAUCAACUCUUACAAAAGAUAACAAUCGUUCCACCAAAGCUAAGACUGGUUACGCUGGGGGCAACGCUGAUCAAUAUAACAAAAAAGGAUUUGACGAGAAACCACAAAAAACUACUUCGUACUAUGGUUUUCCUUUCAUGUUCUGAUAGCGUUGACUUCCAUUAUGAGGCAUUUUCAUCCACUGAUUCAAAUUAUCGUAAUCUAGUUGGAGACACUGUGAGACUUCUUACCAAGGGAAAUGGGACUCUUCCGAAUGCUGGUGAAGAUCAGGAUCCAAAUAUUAUUUGUUACAAGCUGCAUGGUUCACUUUCGCAGCAAAUAAGAACCUCAACUUUGAAGCAUUUUGCUACAGAUAAUGAAGCAACGAACGGUAAACAUUUGAUCAUGUUUUGUACUGACGUUGCCAGUAGAGGUUUGGAUUUGCCAUAUGUUGGGACCGUCAUUGAAAUGGAUCCUCCUUUCAGCGUGGAUGAUCAUCUCCAUAGAAUUGGUCGUACUGCUCGUGCUGGUAAAAGUGGUGAGAGUUUGUUAUUUUUACUUCCUGGAGAAGAAGAAGGUUACAUGGAUUAUAUCAGAAAAUAUCAUCCAAUGGGUUGGAAGUUAUUAAAAUUUGAUGAAGACAUAUUGAAGCCAUCCUUCAGCAAUAUGAAAGUAGACAGAAAUGAUUUGGGUGACAAGAAUAAUAACAAAGCCUCAUUAGAGUGGGAUACCAACGCAACCACAUGGCAUCUUAAUAUUGAAAGGCAUGUGUUAGAAGAUUCAUCUUUUAAAGAUCUUGCAAUGAAAGGUUAUAGCAGUCACAUUAGAGCUUAUGCCACUCAUGUAUCAGUUGAGAAACAAUUUUUCAACGUGAAGUAUGUGCAUUUAGGGCAUCUAGCAAAGAGUUUUGCCCUGAGAGAAAGACCAAAAGCUAUGGGUUUGAAUGCUAGUAAACAACAAAAUAGUGAAAACAGACCAAGCAAAGAAAAUUCUAAAAAUAAGAUGUGGCGUAUAGCUCGUAUGGCUGUAAGAGAGAGUGCAAGUGAAUUUAAUUAUUAA
Molecule: messenger RNA, 2235 nt
Organism: Kazachstania africana CBS 2517
Lineage: Eukaryota; Fungi; Ascomycota; Saccharomycetes; Saccharomycetales; Saccharomycetaceae
Gene: DBP7
Product: putative ATP-dependent RNA helicase
Exons: 1
Coding region: 1-2235 (744 amino acids)
Biological process (GO): ribosome biogenesis
Cellular component (GO): nucleus
Molecular function (GO): RNA helicase activity; nucleic acid binding; ATP binding
Source: RefSeq, a predicted model, not a curated record